AUGGGGGCCCCGCCGUGCGACAAUCGACCGCCGCCCAUCCCCGCCGACGCCAGACGACCACCCCCACGUUCCCCCGGAACGGAGCAGAGCCCUCCCCCACUAACCUCGCACACCCGUACGGUCGGCCCCCCCGAACCCCGUCCUCUUCCCCAACUACCAGGGCCCCUACCCAUGCCCGCGUUCCCAGGAACCCUCCCCCCGGCUCCCCCACCACCGAGGGCAGAGAGAGGGCUCCGACUGGAAGCGUGGCGCCAAGCUGGUAGGGGACACGACAGAGGUAAAGGGGCGAGAGGGAGAGAGUACCAGACAGAAAGCCGCGGGAGGCGUCGGGGGGACAAAGCCCCGAGGCUCCGAGGGCGUGGGGAGGCGCCUGGCGACCGCGCAGCAGGCCUAGAGCAGCGGACUACCGACGACCGGCCGAGGCAGACCGGUCCAGGGCCGGCGGCGGGAGGCGACGGGGCAAGGCAAGCGGCCCCGCGACGGGGAGCUGCCACCCGUCACGCCACACAGCCCGCGAGACGCGACCGGAGGAUCCGCGCCGCGCGGUCCGCGGCCGUUAACGGGGGGAAGGCAGUCGUGGCCGGCGCCACGGGCGAAGGCGUGUGGGGUGGGGUGGGGGCGCGCGGAGCACCCCUCCCCCCGAAACCUCCAGCCCAACCUCGAGGGACGUGGCGGGGAAGUCGGGCGGGAAGAGGGACACCGGAGACGACGCCACCGAGCGCGGGGCAGGGUGGCGGGGCGCCCCCGGCCGGGGACGGAGGCGCGGAGGGGCCGGCGGGGCGGGGCGAGCAGGACGGCAGAGAGCCGCCUUUCCCACCCGACCUCCGCCUCAGCACGCCACCCCCAACCUUCUCGCGCGGCUCCUCGUCCUGGAACACCAGGGAGGCCACCGGACCCGACCGCCCGGGGCGGGGCGCCUUCCAGACGUCUUUCCCUCCCUCCGUUCCCGUCCCGCGCCGCUGA
Messenger RNA from Bubalus bubalis (water buffalo), 963 nucleotides. Its product is annotated as basic salivary proline-rich protein 2-like. The record is from RefSeq and is a predicted model, not a curated record. Bases 1 to 963 code for a protein of 320 amino acids. The transcript has a single exon. Lineage: Eukaryota; Metazoa; Chordata; Mammalia; Artiodactyla; Bovidae.